Messenger RNA from Entrophospora candida, 552 nucleotides. The record is from the annotation of a GenBank genome assembly. Lineage: Eukaryota; Fungi; Glomeromycota; Glomeromycetes; Entrophosporales; Entrophosporaceae.
AUGGGUAAUAAAAGUACCAAGAUAACAACACAGGAUCGUGCCAUACUCGAUCUAAAAGUUCAACGAGACAAAUUAAAACAAUAUCAGAAAAAGAUUAAAGUAGUUGCAGAUAAAGAAACUGAAAUAGCAAAGAAAGCAUUAAGUCAAGGAAACAAACGAACAGCUUUAUUAGCUUUAAGAAAGAAGAAAUAUCAACAACAAUUAUUAGAGAAAACUGAUACACAAUUAUUUAAUUUAGAAGAAUUGACACAAUCUAUAGAGUUUGCAUUGGUGGAAAAAGAUGUUUUUGCAGGAUUAGAAAAAGGGAAUUCAAUAUUAAAAGAAAUUCACAAAGAAAUUUCAAUUGAAAAAGUAGAAAAAUUAAUGGAAGAGACUGAAGAUGCUAUAUCAUAUCAAAAUUUUGAAAGCAAAUUUUCCAAAGUUCCUGAUACUCAACUUCCUACAGUUGAAGAAAAUCUUGUUGUUGAUCAAGAAGAACAAUUAGAAACAAAAUUAAAACCUGAAAAAGCAAAAUCUAAAAAGAAACUGGAAACUCCCUUAGAGGCAGCUUAA